Vigna radiata var. radiata (mung bean) is the source of this 1883-nucleotide messenger RNA. Its product is annotated as NEDD8 ultimate buster 1. The transcript has 11 exons. The record is from RefSeq and is a predicted model, not a curated record. Gene Ontology annotation, molecular function: protein binding. Gene Ontology annotation, biological process: regulation of ubiquitin-dependent protein catabolic process. NCBI's taxonomy places the organism in Eukaryota, Viridiplantae, Streptophyta, Magnoliopsida, Fabales, Fabaceae. Bases 1 to 1677 code for a protein of 558 amino acids.
AUGGCGAAACUGAAGAUAGGAGGAACGUGGGCAGGGGUGGUGGAAGAGGUGGACCUCCACGGCUGGACCCUCGCCAUGCUCCGCGAUUGCGUCGCCGAGCGAUCCAACUCUCCGUCGCAGUCCAUCAACCUCAUCUGCGCCGGCAAGAUUCUCCGAGACGACGCCGUUCCACCUCAAACCCUCUCCCAACUCGGCAUAAAAAACAACGCUAAGAUUCUCGCCACGCGCGCCUCCUCUCCGCAGCAGGGAAUAUCCCUCGUCGCGGAGGAAGAGCGUUGUUCCAGACUAGCGCGUAUCAGGGCUGCUGCGACUGCGAUGGCGGAACGCCACUCGGAUGGUGCGUUGCCGAUUGAGGACUUCAAUAUAGAAGUUGAGGAUCAGAGUGGACAGAAAGUGCGGUUAGGCUCUGAGACUGAUCAAAGGGCGGUGAUGAUGGGACUGAUGCUUCACGCGAAGGGGAAGAAACUUAUCAAACAGGGGAAUUACAAAGAUGCGCUGGAAGUGCUCAGCAUGGGAGAGGAGUCAUUCUCUCUUUGUGAUUCAAAAGUCAUUGAGCUUAUUGACAAUGUUCCUAUACUACAAAUAGACAUGGUAUGGUGCUAUUUUAUGAUACAAGACAUCAGAUGGCUCGCAGACGCAGGAAAGCGUCUUGAAAUAGCUAGGAUAGGAAUUGAACGGGCUCAUGGAAAGGAUUCUCUUCGCCUGAGGCUCUUACAAGGUGGUCGAUUUCCAGAACUUGCACUGCAUUUGAGACUAGAGCUGCUUGAAGGGGUAGUGGCAUAUCAUACCGGGCAGUUAGAGAAAUCCAGAAAAGCAUUAGCCUCUGCAAGAGUUAAGUUUGAACAGCUGCAAGUGUCAGAUGAAGCCUUGUCAUUUGUUAUGAGCAUGGGCUAUGUUGAACGUGAUGCAAAGCGAGCAUUGCGGAUGAACAAUCAAGAUGUUGGGGGUGCCAUUGAUUUCCUUGCUGAGGAGAAAGCAAAGAAAUUGCAAAAGCGGGAGGAGGAUAUGAGGAGAAGAAAUGAAAUUAAGGAACAAAAGCGGUAUGGAAUGACACCCUUAAAGAAAGCUGUGGAUCUAGAGAGAUUGAAGGAAUUGGUCUCUAUUGGGUUUGAGAAGGAGCUUGCUGCUGAAGCUCUUAGACAAAAUGAAAAUGAUACUCAGAAGGCAUUGGAUGAUUUGACGAAUCCUGUAACUAAUUCAGCUUUACAGGUUUCGAUCGAGUCAAGGAAAAGUAAGAGACAGAAACAAGCAAAAGAUUAUGAAAUUGAGAAAGUUGUGCGAAUGGGUUUUGAAAGAGCAAGAGUUGUUGCUGCUUUUGAGGCGGGAGGUGGUGUAGAACAAGUUUUGCUAAGACUGACAGAACAAUCUGGGAUCGAACCCACAUCAGCUUCCAUAAAUACACAUUCAACGGCCGGCCCCAAUGGUGAUGCUAGUUCAUCUGCUCCAUUACCUAACAAUGAUAAUUCUGAUGAUCAUCUAAGCACGAUGAAUGAGGUUGAAGACAGUAAAACACAACGAGAUAUAGAAAUGGAAGACGAGCUAUCUGCAGAUAUUGCAAAAGCAGAUGCCUUUGCUGAUUAUGACAUUGAAGUUAAUGUAGAAGGAGAAGCCAUAACUCAGUACCUGGCCCUGGUUGAGUCAGCAGGGACUUGUGGCCAAACUGCUCCUUCCCAGUAGGAAAACAAAUUAUUUUUAAUAAAAAAACAUUUAGAAUAACAUUGAGCAGUUUAUGUAAAUAGCAGGUUGACAUAGAUAACUACUACCUUUUUAAUGCUCGUGGGAGCUUCAUGUAAAUAGUAUCAUAAAAACUCCAGGGAACGAGCACAUUAUCUUUCCCCUAAUAGAUAACGAAUUUGACGUCUUUAUCUUAUGUCAUUUUUUUA